ACUCUAUUGUAAAUAAGAUAACACAGGACAAAGACCGUAAAAACACCAUAAAAGAUCAAAUCGAUGAAUUAGAAACACUUGUUCAAUGUUAUGGCCUUGAAGACACGCAAAUAGUUGAAAUUUUGGAGGUUAUUAUAAAGGGAAAACUUGACGAUUCUGACGUUAGGAAGUUAAUCAAACUCCUUGUACCGCGUAAUAAAGUAUCUGAAGUAUCUGUAAUAAAAAUUUUUGGGAAUCUUGGAAAUAGAAAUGUGAAACACAGUAUACAGGCACUUUUACUUCGUUGGGUUGUGUUGGUUUAUGACUUUAUAAGGGACCACUCAAAACUUCUUAGACUUUAUGGCGUUAUUUUUCAUUAUUUGGAAUAUACUACUUUAAG
This is a messenger RNA of Racocetra persica, 379 nucleotides long. The record is from the annotation of a GenBank genome assembly. NCBI's taxonomy places the organism in Eukaryota, Fungi, Glomeromycota, Glomeromycetes, Diversisporales, Gigasporaceae.